This is a messenger RNA of Notothenia coriiceps (black rockcod), 990 nucleotides long. RefSeq names its product methyltransferase like 25B (gene mettl25b). The annotation marks the transcript as partial. NCBI's taxonomy places the organism in Eukaryota, Metazoa, Chordata, Actinopteri, Perciformes, Nototheniidae. Gene Ontology annotation, biological process: rRNA modification. The record is from RefSeq and is a predicted model, not a curated record. The transcript has 4 exons. Gene Ontology annotation, molecular function: rRNA (adenine-N6,N6-)-dimethyltransferase activity.
AGUGUUUGUGGUUGCAGAUAUCCCUCGGUGUGGCCUCUGUCUCUGUUGGCGUUUCGAGCCACUGCUCAGGCUCUGGCGUUUCCCAGAGAGAGCAGGGAGGGCGGCGGGGGGGCCGAGGAGUUUCAGAACAACGAGAGUCAGAGCUCUCUGCUGCGACACAUCUUCAGGAAACACGUCAAACCCAAGAAACAGCACGAGAUCCGCAAGCUGGGCGCGCUGGUGAAAGAGCUGUGUGACCAGACUGACUGCAGCAGGGUGGUGGAUGUGGGCUCAGGACAGGGUCACCUGACGCGUUUCCUGUCCUUCGGGCUCGGACUCUCUGUGACCGCUAUCGAGGCGGAUCGCGCGCUGCUCGCCAUGGCAACCAAGUUUGACGGAGAGCUGAUGGGGGUCUUAGAAAAAGAGAGGGAGAAGCAGAAAGAGAGCGGCCCCUCUCUGCUCCCAGUAUCUCAGCCUCGACAUGUGGCCGGGUGGGUAAACCCCAAGGCAUCAUGGGAGUCCUUCAUCGAACAGCUGAGCGGUACAGAAGGACCACAAACUCCAUCUGGACCCCAAACUCCAUCUGGACCCUGUAAAAAGAGACCGAGAGGCUCCGAAGAAGAGACUUCAUCAACGUCACAGCACCAGCUCAGCGAAAGGGACUCUGAAGACGAGGCCUCCAGGUGCUCGUGUGUCCAGGAGGGGGUUCGACCUCCUGAGGAAAUGCUCCGUCCAGACUUCGUCCUCACGGGGCUCCACGCCUGCGGAGACCUCAGCUCCACCCUCCUCCGGCACUUCAUCAGCUGCCCACAUGUGCGCGGCAUCACCUCGGUGGCCUGCUGCUACAUGAAGGUCUCCACCAAGGAGCACCCGUCCCCCCCGGGUCUGAUAGCGGCUCCUCACCCCUCAGGCGAAGUACAAAGCAUUUGAGUAUCUCUACUUAGUUUCUUUACAUCACUGCUGGUCAACAAUGCAGCUCUGAGGCUCAGAAUAAAACAUCCGACACACACA